Molecule: messenger RNA, 312 nt
Organism: Fraxinus pennsylvanica
Lineage: Eukaryota; Viridiplantae; Streptophyta; Magnoliopsida; Lamiales; Oleaceae
Source: the annotation of a GenBank genome assembly
AUGGUUAGAUAUUACAAAUUAAUGGACAAUAAUGGUCUUGUUGUUGUUUGUGCUGCUGCAUACUUCUUAUUUUCCUCCAAGAAACCCAAAGUGUGCUUGGAUCUCGAGAAUUUUAAGGAGUUUAAGUUUGUGAAGAAAACGCAACUCAGCCAUAAUGUGGCAAAAUUCAGAUUUGAACUUCCUACACCCACAUCUGUGUUGGGACUUCCUAUUGGACAUCACAUUAGUUACAGGGGUAAAGAUAGUCAAGGUGAAGAGGUCAUUAAACUAUACACUCCAACUACCUUGGAUUCUGAUGUUGGAAUUGACUAA